Molecule: messenger RNA, 723 nt
Organism: Cylindrotheca closterium
Lineage: Eukaryota; Bacillariophyta; Bacillariophyceae; Bacillariales; Bacillariaceae
Source: the annotation of a GenBank genome assembly
AUGACAGAAAAUACCUCUCUUUCUCAGAGAUCAAUAGAAUACAACAACGCCGGUGUGCGAUGCCUCGAAACUGCCAAGCAUUGCAUCGCUUGGGAUUUGUUCAAGGGCGCACUCGAGGUGAAGUUGGCCAUAGAGCGGACUGGUGAAGCUUAUGCGGAUAUCAGAUCCUACCAGAUGUCCAACAGCUAUAUUGCCAGAGCAGAGGCGCAUCUGAUGAAUCUCGAAUGCUUCCCAAAGGAAUUUCAGUUAUCUCCCCAAGAACAAGAACUUGUGAUUUCUCCAAGAAUGCAGAGCAUCGAAACGUGGGAGAGAUUCUCCAGUGAUGCUUCGCUCUAUACUCCCUUUCUCUUUACCGAUCCCAUGCUGUUGGGUGUGGAUCCCAACAUCACCACAAAAAGAGAAAGUGCUGCCAUCAUAUUCAAUCUAGCGCUCACCGAACAUCUCAAGUCAAGGUCUUCCGAACAAGCCAUCUCUCUCUACGAACUGUCCAUGACACUGCUCGCUGGUGACAACGUGGAGCUUCUGGGUAUUUCAUUGAUGAACAACAUUGGAGUCUGGUGCUAUGAGAAUGGUGACCAAGACGGCUGUGCCAAAUGUAUGGGCCACUUGGUGAGUUUCACCAGUGCGCUAUCAGCAGACUUGGAACCAGAACUAAGGGAAAGUGUCCAAUCCAACAUCCUAUGGUUGGCCCGCCCACCAUUCGCUGCAAGCCCUGCUGCAUGA